AUGGGACAGACGGUGACGACCCCCCUUAGUUUGACUCUCGACCAUUGGACUGAAGUUAAAUCCAGGGCUCAUAAUUUGUCAGUUCAGGUUAAGAAGGGACCUUGGCAGACUUUCUGUGCCUCUGAAUGGCCAACAUUCGAUGUUGGAUGGCCAUCAGAGGGGACCUUUAAUUCUGAAAUUAUCCUGGCUGUUAAAACAAUUAUUUUUCAGACUGGACCCGGCUCUCAUCCUGAUCAGGAGCCCUAUAUUCUUACGUGGCAAGAUUUGGCAGAAGAUCCUCCACCAUGGAAAAACAAACACUCGGCCGAAAAAGUCGAGCCCUCUCUUCGUAUCUACCCCGAGAUCGAGGAGCCGCCAACUUGGCCGGAACCCCAACCUGUUCCCCCAACCCCUUAUCCAGCACAGGGUGCUGCGAGGGGACCCUCUGCCCCUCCUGGAGCUCCGGUGGUGGAGGGACCUGCUGCCGGGACUCGGAGCCAGAGGGGCGCCACCCCAGAGCAGACAGACAAGAUCGUGAUAUUACCGCUGCGCACCUAUGGCCCUCCCAUGCCGGGGGGCCAAUUGCAGCCCCUCCAGUAUUGGCCCUUUUCUUCUGCAGAUCUCUAUAAUUGGAAAACUAACCAUCCCCCUUCCUCGGAGGAUCCCCAACACCUCACGGGGUUGGUGGAGUCCCUUAUGUUCUCUCACCAGCCUACUUGGUAUGAUUGUCAACAGCUGCUGCAGACACUCUUCACAACCGAGGAGCGAGAGAGAAUUCUGUUAGAGGCUAGAAAAAAUAUUCCUGGGGCCGACGGGCGACCCACGCAGUUGCAAAAUGAGAUUGACAUGGGAUUUCCCUUGACUCGCCAUGGUUGGGACUACAACACGGCCAAAGGUAGGGAGAGCUUGAAAAUCUAUCGCCAGGCUCUGGUGGCGGGUCUCCGGGGCUCCUCAAGAGGGCCCACUAAUUUGGCUAAGGUAAGAGAGGUGAUGCAGGGACCGAACGAACCUCCCUCGGUAUUUCUUGAGAGGCUCAUGGAAGCCUUCAGGCGGUUCACCCCUUUUGAUCCUACCUCGGAGGCCCAGAAAGCCUCAGUUGCCCUGGCCUUCAUAGGGGAGUUGGCUCUGGAUAUCAGAAAGAAACUUCAGAGACUGGAAGGGUUACAGGAGGCUGAGUUAUGUGAUCUAGUGAAAGAAGCAGAGAAGGUGGAGGGGCAACCAGUUGAGUUCCUGGUUGAUACUGGAGCAGAGCAUUCAGUGCUGCUACAACCAUUAGGAAAAUGAAAAGAAAAAAAAUCCUGGGUGAUGGGUGCUACAGGGCAAUGGCAGUAUCCAUGGACUACCCGAAGAACCGUUGACUUGGGAGUGGGACGGGUAACCCACUCGUUUCUGGUCAUCCCUGAGUGCCCAGUACCCCUUCUAGGUAGAGACUUACUGACCAAGAUGGGAGCUCAAAUUUCUUUUGAACAAGGAAGACCAGAAGUGUCUGCGAAUAACAAACCCAUCACUGUGUUGACCCUCCAAUUAGAUGAUGAAUAUCGACUAUAUUCUCCCCAAGUAAAGCCUGAUCAAGAUAUACAGUCCUGGUUGGAGCAGUUUCCCCAAACCUGGGCAGAAACCGCAGGGAUGGGUUUGGCAAAGCAAGUUCCCCCACAGGUUAUUCAGCUGAAGGCCAGUGCUACACCAGUAUCAGUCAGACAGUACCCCUUGAGUAGAGAGGCUCGAGAAGGAAUUUGGCCGCAUGUUCAAAGAUUAAUCCAACAGGGCAUCCUAGUUCCUGUCCAAUCCCCUUGGAAUACUCCCCUGCUACCGGUUAGGAAGCCUGGGACCAAUGAUUAUCGACCAGUACAGGACUUGAGAGAGGUCAAUAAAAGGGUGCAGGACAUACACCCAACGGUCCCGAACCCUUAUAACCUCUUGAGCGCCCUCCCGCCUGAACGGAACUGGUACACAGUAUUGGACUUAAAAGAUGCCUUCUUCUGCCUGAGAUUACACCCCACUAGCCAACCACUUUUUGCCUUUGAAUGGAGAGAUCCAGGUACAGGAAGAACCAGGCAGCUCACCUGGACCCGACUGCCCCAAGGGUUCAAGAACUCCCCGACCAUCUUUGAUGAAGCCCUACACAGAGACCUGGCCAACUUCAGGAUCCAACACCCUCAGGUGACCCUCCUUCAGUACGUGGAUGACCUGCUUCUGGCGGGAGCCACCAAACAGGACUGCUUAGAAGGUACGAAGGCACUACUGCUGGAAUUGUCUGACCUAGGUUACAGAGCCUCCGCUAAGAAGGCCCAGAUUUGCAGGAAAGAGGUAACAUACUUGGGGUACAGUUUGCGGGACAGGCAGCGAUGGCUGACGGAGGCACGGAAGAAAACUGUAGUCCAGAUACUGGCCCCAACCACAGCCAAACAAGUGAGAGAAUUUUUGGGGACAGCUGGAUUUUGCAGACUGUGGAUCCCGGGGUUUGCGACCUUAGAAGCCCCACUCUACCCGCUAUCCAAAGAAAAGGGGGAAUUCUCCUGGGCUCCUGAGCACCAGAAGGCAUUUGAUGCUAUCAAAAAGGCCCUGCUGAGCACACCUGCUCUGGCCCUCCCUGACAUAACUAAACCUUUUACCCUUUAUGUGGAUGAGUGUAACGGAGUAGCCCGGGGAGUUUUAACCCAAACCCUAGGACCAUGGAGAAGACCUGUUGCCUACCUAUCAAAGAAGCUCGAUCCUGUAGCCAGUGGUUGGCCCGUAUGCCUGAAGGCUAUCGCAGCUGUGGCCAUACUGGUCAAGGACGCUGACAAAUUGACUUUGGGACAGAAUAUAACUAUAAUAGCCCCCCAUGCGUUGGAAAACAUCGUCCAGCAGCCCCCAGACCGAUGGAUGACCAACGCCCGCAUGAGCCACUAUCAAAGCCUGCUUCUCACAGAGAGGAUCACGUUUGCUCCACCAGCCACUCUCAACCCUGCCACUCUUCUGCCUGAAGAGACUGAUGAACCAGUGACUCAUGAUUGCCAUCAACUGUUGAUCGAGGAGACUGGGGUCCGCAAGGACCUUACUGACAUACCACUGACUGGAGAAGUGCUGACCUGGUUCACUGAUGGGAGCAGCUAUGUAGUGGAAGGUAAGAGGAUGGCUGGGGCGGCGGUGGUGGACGGGACCCGCACGAUCUGGGCCACCAGCCUGCCGGAAGGAACUUCAGUGCAAAAGGCUGAGCUCAUGGCCCUCACGCAAGCUUUGCGGCUGGCCGAAGGGAAAUCCAUAAACAUUUAUACGGACAGCAGGUAUGCCUUUGCGACUGCACACGUACACGGGGCCAUCUAUAAGCAAAAGGGGUUGCUUACCUCAGCAGGGAGGGAAAUAAAGAACAAAGAGGAAAUUCUAAGCCUAUUAGAAGCCUUACAUUUGCCAAAAAGGCUAGCGAUUAUACACUGUCCUGGACAUCAGAAAGCCAAAGAUCUCAUAUCCAGAGGGAACCAGAUGGCUGACCGGGUUGCCAAGCAGGCAGCCCAGGGUGUUAACCUUCUGCCUAUAAUAGAAACGCCCAAAUUCUCUGAGACUCUGGAGGGGACCUGCUAUACCUCAAAUGGGAAGGAAAUCCUUCCCCACAAAGAAGGGUUAGAAUAUGUCCAACAGAUACAUCGUCUAACCCACCUAGGAACUAUACACCUGCAGCAGUUGGUCAGAACAUCCCCUUAUCAUGUUCUGAGGCUGCCAGGAAUGGCUGACUCAGUGGUCAAACAUUGUGUGCCCUGCCAGCUGGUUAAUGCUAAUCCUUCCAGAAUACCUCCAGGAAAGAGACUAAGGGGAAGCCACCCAGGCGCUCACUGGGAAGUGGACUUCACUGAGCUAAAGCCGGCUAAAUACGGAAACAAAUAUCUAUUGGUUUUUGUAGACACCUUUUCAGGAUGGGUAGAGGCUUAUCCUACUAAGAAAGAGACUUCAACCGUGAUGGCUAAGAAAAUAUUGGAGGAAAUUUUUCCAAGAUUUGGAAUACCUAAAGUAAUAGGGUCAGACAAUGGUCCAGCUUUUGUUGCCCAGGUAAGUCAGGGACUGGCCAAGACAUUGGGGAUUGAUUGGAAAUUACAUUGUGCAUACAGACCCCAAAGCUCAGGACAGGUAGAGAGGAUGAAUAGAACCAUUAAAGAGACCCUCACCAAAUUGACCACAGAGACUGGAAUUAAUGAUUGGAUAGCUACCCUGCCCUUUGUGCUUUUUAGGGUUAGGAAAACCCCUGGACAGUUUGGGCUGACCCCCUAUGAAUUGCUCUGCGGGGGACCCCCCCCCAUUGGCAGAAAUUGCCUCUGUACAUAGCUCAAGGCGCUCGAGUGGGUGAGGCAGCGAGCGUGGAAGCAGCUCCAGGAGGCCUACUCAGGAGGAGACUUGCAAGUUCCACAUCGCUUCCAAGUUGGAGAGUCAGUCUAUGUUAGACGCCACCGUGCAGGAAACAUCGAGACUCGGUGGAAGGGCCCUUAUCUCGUACUUUUGACCACACCAACGGCUGUAAAAGUUGAAGGAAUCUCCACCUGGAUCCAUGCAUCCCACGUUAAGCCGGUGCCACCUCCCGAUUCGGGGUGGAGAGCUGAAAAGACUGAAAAUCCCCUUAAGCUUCGCCUCCAUCGCUUGGUUCCUUACUCUGUCAAUAACUCCUCAAGUUAAUGGUAAACGCCUUGUGGACAGCCCGAACUCCCAUAAACCCUUAUCUCUCACCUGGUUACUUACUGACUCCAGUACAGGUAUUACUAUUAACAGCACUCAAGGGGAGGCUCCCUUAGGGACCUGGUGGCCUGAGUUAUAUGUCUGCCUUCGAUUGGUAAUCCCUGGUCUCAA
This is a messenger RNA of Sus scrofa (pig), 4791 nucleotides long. NCBI's taxonomy places the organism in Eukaryota, Metazoa, Chordata, Mammalia, Artiodactyla, Suidae. The record is from RefSeq and is a predicted model, not a curated record.